ACGUACGAGAUUACCUGGAUCUCUCCCACACUUCCCAAAACUAGACCUAUUAAAAUGACAAUACCUGCCUAAUCAAUCCCUAAUAAAUGACAAAAUAGUCCAAAUAAAUGACGAAUUAAUAUUUUCCACUUAAUUAACAAAAUCCUACGGCUUAAAUCAGCACUAACCCAAAUAUCCGACGGUUUCGAUCAACAAUAACCUUAAUCCGUGCCUAUCAAAUUGCAGGGAAUCACGAUCGCUCUCUUUCCAAACAAUCACCUAUGAAUACAAAACCUCAAACUUCAUCAAAACCUCAAUCUUCUUCUCUACCACAACGCCGAUCUCCAGAUCCAAAGAAAAAAACAAUGGCACCACCCACAAAAGCAGGAAAGAAACCAGUAGCAGAGAAGAAACCAGUAUCAUCAUCACCAGCAGAGAAAAAACCAGCAGAAAAAGCACCACCAAAACUAGUAGGAAAAGAUGGAUCAUCAGAUAAGAAGAAGAAGAAAGCAAAGAAAUCUAUUGAGACUUAUAAGAUAUACAUAUUCAAAGUAUUGAAACAAGUGCAUCCUGAUAUAGGUAUAUCAAGCAAGGCAAUGGGAAUUAUGAAUAGUUUUAUUAAUGAUAUUUUUGAGAAACUUGCACAAGAAGCAUCAAGAUUAGCUAGGUACAAUAAGAAGCCUACUAUUACUUCCAGGGAGAUUCAGACUGCUGUUCGUCUUACUUUGCCUGGUGAAUUGGCUAAACAUGCUGUUUCUGAGGGUACUAAAGCUGUUACUAAGUUUACUAGUUCUUAAUUAAGAUUUUUAUCUAUUUUAUAUAGGGAUUCAUGAAUUUGGGAAUAGUGUGGUUAUGAUUUUUGAGAGUUUGAUACAUUUCAUGGCUUUCUUGGUUAUGCUUAUGAUUAUUUACUUGCGUUUCUUGAUUAUUGAAUAAAUUAUUUUUUCUUAA
Messenger RNA from Papaver somniferum (opium poppy), 930 nucleotides. RefSeq names its product probable histone H2B.3. The record is from RefSeq and is a predicted model, not a curated record. Gene Ontology annotation, molecular function: DNA binding; structural constituent of chromatin; protein heterodimerization activity. Gene Ontology annotation, cellular component: nucleosome. The coding region runs from base 261 to 776 and encodes 171 amino acids. Gene Ontology annotation, biological process: nucleosome assembly. The transcript has a single exon. Lineage: Eukaryota; Viridiplantae; Streptophyta; Magnoliopsida; Ranunculales; Papaveraceae.